This is a messenger RNA of Nematolebias whitei (Rio pearlfish), 3586 nucleotides long. RefSeq names its product epidermal growth factor receptor pathway substrate 15-like 1a (gene eps15l1a). Gene Ontology annotation, cellular component: clathrin coat of coated pit; cytoplasm; plasma membrane. The coding region runs from base 1 to 3138 and encodes 1045 amino acids. The record is from RefSeq and is a predicted model, not a curated record. Gene Ontology annotation, biological process: endocytosis; endosomal transport. Gene Ontology annotation, molecular function: calcium ion binding; cadherin binding. The transcript has 24 exons. Lineage: Eukaryota; Metazoa; Chordata; Actinopteri; Cyprinodontiformes; Rivulidae.
AUGGGCAGAAAUGAGGGGGAUGAGGAGGACAAUGAAGAUGAGCUCUUGGAGGUCCAGAUCCCCAUAGGGGAGGAAGAAUCCGGAGGCCCAGUAGCGGUCCUGAUGCAGAACAUAGACCAAGGACUGGGGGGCUCACUCAGCAGCACGAGGCUCUCUGGGUUCUGGUCUAGCGAAGAUCUUCAGCGAUCAGAACUGAGCAGGCUGAUUGAGAACAUCCGGCUGGCCACUCGGUACGCAGUUCGGAUCUUCAGAGAGUACCUGAGUGGAAAAGCUGAGAUUCUGGACUUUGAGGGUCUAGAUAAGGACACCCUGUGGAUGCUCUUACCCUCCUUAUAUGCAGAUUCACACUCCUGGAGCAGACAGGUCUACAGCAAAUCCUCCCUGAUCAGCAUCAGGAGUUCCCUUAACCGGUACCUUAACAAGCUGCCCCACUGCUGGAUUCUGGACCUGACAAUGGACCCAGAGCUGCGCAGCACUAAUCUGAUCCUGCCCAUGGUGAUCUGGAGCCUGGAGAUCUGGGAUUUGGCUGACCCUGAUGGAAAAGGCUUUCUGGAUAAACAGGGGUUUUAUGUUGCUCUUCGGUUGGUGGCCUGUGCCCAGAGCGGUCAUGAAGUCAGUUUGUCCAACCUGAAUCUCACAGUCCCUCCUCCAAAGUUUAAUGACACCAGCAGCCCAUCUCUGAGCGCCAUGGCCCAUGGCUCAGGUGACUCCCACUGGGCCGUCAAGCCUGAGGAGAAAAAUAAGUUUGAUGGGAUUUUUGAAAGUCUGGCUCCAGUGAACGGUCUGCUGUCAGGAGAGAAGGUCAGACCGGUUCUCAUCAACUCCAAACUGCCUCUGGACAUCCUUGGGAAGGUCUGGGAUCUGAGUGACAUCGACAAAGAUGGACAUCUGGACAGAGAUGAAUUUGCAGUUGCCAUGCACCUGGUGUACCGGGCCCUGGAGAAGGAGCCUGUUCCUGCCCUCCUCCCCUCUGCUCUCAUCCCUCCAUCUAAGAGGAAGAAGAGUCUCUGCUUGGUAACAGGCACACUUCCUGGACUACCAGCCAGCCCCCCACCACCCAAAGACUCCCUGCGCUCUACACCAUCCCACGGCAGCAUGACGUCACUCAACAGCACCGGCAGCCUGUCGCCCAAACACACACUGAAGUCGGGACAGUAUACGUUAAACUGGGUGGUCUCGGUGUCAGAACGUGGGCGAUACGAUGACAUCUUCCUGAAGAUGGACGCCGACCUUGAUGGGUUUGUGAGUGGACAGGAAGUGAAAGAUAUCUUCAUGCAGUCUGGACUUUCUCAGAACAUUCUGGCACAUAUAUGGGCUUUGGCAGACACCAGACAGAUGGGCAAACUAAGCAAGGAGCAGUUUGCCCUCGCCAUGCAUCUCAUUCAACAGAAAGUGAGUAAAGGCAUCGAUCCUCCGCAGACGCUGACCGCUGACAUGAUCCCUCCCUCUGAGAGAGGCACUCCAGUACCAACUAUCUCAGGAUUUAUGACUCCAGUUGGAUCAGAGAUGGCAGCUUUGUCAGAAGUUCGAAGGGACAGCUCUAGUUCCAUGGGUUCAGGAGAGUUCACUGGCAUCAAGGAACUGGAUGAUAUCAGCCAGGAGAUCGCCCAGUUGCAGAGCACUCUUGCCUUUAUCCAGUGGAAUACACUCAGGGAGAAGUACACUCUGGAGCAGGACAUCAGGGAGACAGAGGAGGCUGUCAGACAGAAGUCUGCAGAAGUGCAGGAGAUGCAGAAUGACCUGGACAGAGAGACCAUCAGCCUGCAGGAGCUGGAGGCUCAAAAACAAGAUGCUCAGGAUCGCUUGGAGGAGAUGGACCAGCAGAAACAUAAACUGGAAGACAUGCUGAACGAAGUGCGCAUGAAGUGUCAGGAGGAGUCUCAGAUGAUCUCAACUCUUCAGAGCCAAAUUCACUCGCAGGAGUCAGACCUUCUGUACCAGGAGGAAGAGCUUAGUCAAGCAAAGGCCAACCUAGACAGGCUGCAGCAGGAGGAGAGUCAGCUGGAGCAGAGCCUUGCUGCUGGCAAGAUCCAAUUAGAAACCAUCAUCAAAUCUCUGAAGUCCACCCAGGAUGAGAUAAACCAGGCUCGCAGCAAGUUGUCCCAGAUUCAGGACAAUCAACAGGAAGUGUCUAAAAGCAUUGAGCAGUACAACAGCACGUUGAAUGGAACCCACGGAGGCAGCAUGACCAACCUGGCUGACAUGAGCGAGGGCUUCAAUGACAGAGAGAAUGAAGGGUUCUCAGCCCCACGGAGGCUCGGACAGGAGGAUUCAUUUAAAGUAAAGUCAUCAGUGUUCAACAGCCAUCCUCAAGAACCUCACACGGACCCCUUCCACUCAGAAGACCCUUUUAAAACAGACCCAUUCAAAGAUCCUUUUGGGGGAGACCCGUUUAAAGACACAGAUCUAUUCAAGACUUCAUCAGAGGACUUCUUUAAGAAGACCACCAAAGUGGAUCCUUUCUCCACACCAGACCCCUUUAGUAAAAGUGCCACCCUGCCCUCCAAGCAAACCAGUUACUUUACAAGCACUGACCCAUUUUCUUCAAGCCACUCUAAACCCAGAGGACCAGAUCUCUUCAGCCCUUUAGACCCGUUUGGAAGCAGCUCAUUCAGCAGCAGCACGAACACCUACUCUGGGUUUGCAGACUUCAGCCACAUGUCCAAACCCAAAGACUCUUUUGAAGGACGGGCCAGCUGGCUGCCAGACUACCAGCAGGCAGUGUUUGUGGACGACCCAUUCAGCAGGAAAGGUGACAUGCCAGCUCUGCCUCCAAAAAAGAGUAUCCCUCCAAGACCUUUACCGCCCAGUGGUAAAACAACACCAGUGAGUUUGACUGGCACCACGGACUCUUCCAAACCAUGUGACCCCUUCCAGUCAUUCACUUCUGACGUCACUGACCCAUUCCAAAGUAAAAAAGGACCAGGAGACCCAUUCAGUGGAAAAGACCCCUUCACCCCAUCUUCAGCACCAAGACCUGAUAAAGUCAAGUUUGGGAAUGAGUCUCAGCAAUUGGAGUGGGCCAAGCGUGAGAGUGAGCGGGCAGAGCGUGAGCGGCUGAAGAGACUCCGACAGCAGGAACAGGAGGAUCUGGAGCUGGCCAUUGCUCUCAGCAAGGCCGAGAUGUCCAACGCAUGACCUGAAACCACCUCACCACUGGCCGUCAAGGAACCAGAACUAUGACUGAACAUUCAACCAUGUAGACAUGAAGCCCAGAACUCCCUUGACUCACUGAUGUAUAUUCUGCAACACAAAGAACAUGUCCAUACAAGUCCAUCAGUUCAUGUUGACUAAACAAGGAACCUCAGUGUGGACCUGAUGUCCUGAUGGAACGGUUAACCAAGCCGACAAGAUCAUCAAACACCUUAGCAGUAUUCAAUCCAAGCAGCUCCUCUCCACCUGAUAUCUCACAAUGGUACAAUCAGCACACCAACAAGAAGCACUGAAUCACAAAAGAGCUGUGGCAGAAGUUUUCCCAAGUGCAGAUCAGUUCCUGUUGGUGUCUAAACAGGUGAACCUAACACUAUGAUUCCACUUACACUGCUGUUUCCUCCCAGAAGACUUUGUUCUGAUUGGAUAAGUCAAG